GGGCGCCGCGCCGCCGGGAGGGGCGGCUGAAGGUUGCAUCUGCUGGAAGGAGGCUUUUGGCUGCUUGGUAACGGGCUGCCAGAACCCAGAGAAAGGCAGCGAGCUAGCUGGGCAGCGGCUUCUUGACGUCAGGACCUAGCGAGGGGAUCGCGCGCGCCAGCAACCCUAGCAGCGCCCGCCCCACUGGUGCGCCAGCCGACGGCGGGAGAGGAGCCCCACGCCAGGCCCUCGCGGAGUGUGAGCGGGGGCGCGGGAACCGACCCACAGGGGCGCAGCAUGCCCCGCGCCCCGGGGCCAUGGAGAUCUCCCUGCUGCCCCUGGAGAACGGCGGGGCCAUGACCGUCCGAGGAGGAGGAGGUGAGGCCCGGGGGGGCUGCGGCCAUGUCCCAGCGGGGGAGCUCCAGUGCCCCUCGACGGCCGCGCUCUGCGACGGACCCAGAGGGCCGGCGCCCGGGGGGUGCGGCGCGCCCCGGAGCGCGGAGCCGGGAGGGCGGCCUUCGCCCCCGCUGCCCCCGCAGCAGCCGCAGCCGCCUAGACAGGUCCCCCCGGGGGACGAGGAGGGCGAAGACGACCCCGCCCAGGGCGCGGCGGCGGAGGACGACCCGGUGCCCAGCAGCGCGGCGCCGGCCCUGCACCACCAGCGCGUCCACAUCAACAUCUCGGGCUUGCGCUUUGAGACGCAGCUGGGCACCCUGGCGCAGUUCCCCGACACGCUCCUGGGGGACCCCGCCCGGCGCCUGCGCUACUUCGACCCCCUGCGCAACGAGUACUUCUUCGACCGCCACCGGCCCAGCUUCGACGGCAUCCUCUACUACUACCAGUCCGGGGGCCGCCUCCGCCGACCCGUCAACGUCUCCCUGGACGUGUUCGCCGACGAGAUCCGCUUCUACCAGCUUGGGGACGAGGCCAUGGAGCGCUUCCGGGAGGACGAGGGCUUCAUCAAGGAGGAGGAGAAGCCCCUGCCCCGCCGCCCGUUCCAGCGCCAGGUGUGGCUCAUCUUCGAGUACCCGGAGAGCUCGGGCUCCGCGCGCGCCGUCGCCAUCGUCUCGGUCCUGGUCAUCCUCGUCUCCAUCAUCACCUUCUGCCUGGAGACCUUGCCCGAGUUCAAGGACGAGCGCGAGCUGCACCGCCAUCCCCCGGCCGCGGCGGCUCUCCAUCCCCCGCCUUUGGGGGGGCCGGCGGCUUGGGGGGCCAAUGGCAGCAGCGGGGGGGCCGGGGCGCCCUCCACCUCCUCCGGCCCCGGCCCCACGGCGGCGGCGCCUCCUACUCGGCUGCCCAGGACCCUGGCCGACCCCUUCUUCAUCGUGGAGACCACGUGCGUCAUCUGGUUCACCUUCGAGCUGCUGGCGCGCUUCCUGGCCUGCCCGAGCAAGGCCGACUUUUGCAGGAACAUCAUGAACAUCAUCGAUGUGGUGGCCAUCUUCCCCUACUUCAUCACCCUGGGCACCGAGCUGGCCGAGCCGCAGUCCUCCGGGGGCGGCGGCGGCCAGAACGGGCAGCAGGCCAUGUCCCUGGCCAUCCUCCGGGUGAUCCGCCUGGUCCGCGUGUUCCGCAUCUUCAAGCUGUCCCGCCACUCCAAGGGGCUGCAGAUCCUGGGCAAGACCCUGCAGGCCUCCAUGCGGGAGCUGGGCCUGCUCAUCUUCUUCCUCUUCAUCGGUGUCAUCCUCUUCUCCAGCGCUGUCUACUUCGCCGAGGUGGACCACCAGAAGAGCCACUUCUCCAGCAUCCCCGACGCCUUCUGGUGGGCGGUGGUCACCAUGACCACGGUGGGCUACGGGGACAUGAGGCCCGUCACCGUCGGCGGCAAGAUCGUGGGCUCCCUGUGCGCCAUCGCCGGGGUCCUCACCAUCGCGCUGCCCGUGCCCGUCAUCGUCUCCAACUUCAACUACUUCUACCACCGGGAGACGGACCACCGCGAGUCGGAGGAGCUGGCCGCCCUCAAGGAGGAGCAGGGCAACCAGAGCCAGGGGCUGGGGCCGGAGGGCAGAGGCCAGCAGCGGAAGGCCAGCUGGAACAAGGGGUCCUUCUGCAAGGGGCCCCCCCCGGAGAAUGCUGAGGGGGCCCGAGGGGGCAGCUGCCCUCUAGAGAAGUGUCACCUCAAGGCCAAGAGCAAUGUGGACCUGCGGAGGUCCCUGUAUGCCCUCUGCCUGGACACCAGCCGGGAGACAGAUUUGUGAGGGGGAUGGGGGGGUUCUGGUGGGAUGCCGGAAGCCUCCCGAGCUUGGGCCUCUUUACAUUAUACCACAGAGUAUUUCAAACCCACCCCGUAACCCAAGUCUGUCCCUCUUCCCUUCCCUCUUCCCAUCCCUUCCUCACUCCCUCUUUCCCUGGAUCCCCCCAACUUUUCCUCUUCUUUCCAUGACACCAAGAGUCGCCUAUUUUUAAAAAGUACCACAUUCCAUGACGCAAAGAGCUGUUAAAAUGGUGAGCGCCAUGAGAUGGAUGUAUUUGUAGCCAGUUUCCUAUACCCAGCAGAGGAAUAACCCAAACAAAAAUGACUUUAAAUAGCCCAGAUCCCCAGGGAUUUUAUACCGUGCCCCUCCUCCCCCAUCCAUGUGUUCCAAAUUUGCUUUACAUAUUAUUAUAUUUGUGUAUAGGGGGAAAUAUUUUUAUGGCUAGUGAGAGGAUUUUUGUACUGUAGUUCAGAUGAAGAUAUUUUGGAUAUAUUUUUCUUGGACAUAUGUUGUCUUUAUGGAAGAGAGAGUUACUGUGGUGUUUUUCUGUGAAACGUAGAGUCGGAGACCCUCGGUACAGGGUCUGGCUCCUGUGUCUGUGAGCCUCUCUCUUUUCUGGGAUGUGGUAUCGGUGCUGUGCAUCUAGGGCAGAGAAUGUUCUGGAAGAAAGGCAAGCCUGACUCUUUUCUGCGCGCCUUAAACAAUUCUUAUAACUUCCUUUGGAAAGCAUGUUCAUGAUGUUGGAGGGAGACUUCUGACAAUUCAUUCUCUUUGCUUUUAUCCCAUGAAAUAAAAUGUUACUUGGUUAAGGCAA
Pipistrellus kuhlii (Kuhl's pipistrelle) is the source of this 2988-nucleotide messenger RNA. It is a transcript of the gene KCNA5, whose product is annotated as potassium voltage-gated channel subfamily A member 5. The coding region runs from base 297 to 2177 and encodes 626 amino acids. Gene Ontology annotation, biological process: potassium ion transmembrane transport; protein homooligomerization. The record is from RefSeq and is a predicted model, not a curated record. The transcript has a single exon. Gene Ontology annotation, cellular component: membrane; voltage-gated potassium channel complex. Lineage: Eukaryota; Metazoa; Chordata; Mammalia; Chiroptera; Vespertilionidae. Gene Ontology annotation, molecular function: protein binding; delayed rectifier potassium channel activity.